AUGGCUUGUGUCGCCCUUGGUCUGCAGCGCUUGAUCUUGGCUCAAAGUUCCACACCCUGGGCUUCAGCCAUGGAGCGGAGAAGAAUAGUGCCUGCGCUGGCACUUCUGGGCUCCGCAGCAUGGCUUCCACUGGCCUUCCUCACGCCAGGCAGACCAGUGCAGGAAAGCAGCAGACGUGCCGCGCUGGCAGGUGUUGCCGGAUCCCUGUUGCUUGACGCUGCGCCGGGAGCCAAUGCUGAGGAGGAAUUGACCCAGGAUCUGACAGUGUUGCGAACUGGGAAGACUCAGUAUGCCAAGAUGGACUAUCAGGUGUUGCGAGAGGGCAAGUGCGACGCAACGCAGAUGGGAGACCUUGUUAGGGUGAAGCACCGGGCCUGGCUGGAGAACUUCGAGGAGGGCCUGCCGUGGGAGCUCACACUGGUCGGCCGGAUGGAAGUCGGGCCUUACCAGGACCCCAAGAGAAUCAAAGUCGGAAAGACGCCUCUGACGCCUUACGACCCGCCUUCGCUGACCGAUGCGCUUCUGGGUAUGCGCCCGGGAGAGAUACGACGGGUAGUUGUUCCCCCGGAGUUUGCCUUUGGCCAGAAGGGGAGGAGCGUGAUGGAACCUAUGGAGGAUCAGGAUAUUCCGCCGAAUUCCACGUUGUAUUACGAGAUCGAGAUGGUGUGGUCGGGUCCUGCACAACUUUCGAACUGCAUUCGGCCGUAUGACGAAAGUGGAAGAUACACGCCCUUUCGACCUCCAGACAAGAACUGA
Molecule: messenger RNA, 756 nt
Organism: Symbiodinium natans
Lineage: Eukaryota; Dinophyceae; Suessiales; Symbiodiniaceae
Source: the annotation of a GenBank genome assembly